Messenger RNA from Manis pentadactyla (Chinese pangolin), 1954 nucleotides. It is a transcript of the gene SERPINA10, whose product is annotated as serpin family A member 10. Gene Ontology annotation, molecular function: serine-type endopeptidase inhibitor activity. The record is from RefSeq and is a predicted model, not a curated record. The coding region runs from base 575 to 1954 and encodes 459 amino acids. The transcript has 7 exons. Gene Ontology annotation, biological process: negative regulation of endopeptidase activity; blood coagulation. Lineage: Eukaryota; Metazoa; Chordata; Mammalia; Pholidota; Manidae.
AGACCUCACUGCAGGCAGACAGAUGGUGAGCACGAGAGGAGCCACAGGGCAGGCAUCACAGCACAGAGGACCGUCCACAAACUCACGUGACACAUCCCUAGAAGGAGACCUGGCUGAGACUGGAGGCUGCAUUGAGAGGCGUGUGAUGAGCUGGAAUCAAGUGCAAACUGGAAGUCAGAUGGCCUGGUUCUAUUCUGGCUCCAACGCGGGCAGGAAAGACCUUAGUGGGCAUGGGCCAGCAUUUCCAAAUCUGGGCAGUGUUCAGAGCCUCCCAGAGGGUCAAAGGCAACACAAUGACUGUGUGGCCCUCAGUGAAGGCCAUGCUUCACUGCUCCCACUCACUGCUUCCCCUGAGACUGGGCCGAGCCCCUGCACCCCAGCCUGCAGGACGCAGCCCCCCAGCUGCAGAAGGAAGCCACAGGAAGGCCACGCUGCUCUCCAGCUGUCUGAACCAAGAAGCUGGAGAGGCCUCACCCAUCUGUACUUCCCUGUGACUGCUUCAGCCUGUGCUUCUCAACAGAGCAGGACGCCCUGCUGCUGAAGGGAAGCACUCCGUGGCCUCCCCAGUGACCAGAUGAAGGUGGUGCUGGGCCUCCUGCUGCCCUGCCUCCUGGCCGAGGUCUGGCUGGUGCCUGGCUUGACCCCCGACCCCCAGCUGCCAGAGGCCCAGGCUCAGCUGACCCCCACUGCCCAGAAUGGGACUGGAGAGGAGGAUGGGGAUGAGGCGGCCAGGGACAAGGAGAACAGGGCCGAGCGGAACGGGGAUGAGGAGGACGGGGAAGAGGAGGCUGAGGAGGCUGAGGAGGCUGAGGAGCCCUGGCUGACGGCCAGCGGGCAGCAGCUCUCUGAGGAGACCGCCAACUUCGGGUUCAGCCUGCUUCGCAAGAUCUCCACGAGACACGACGGCAACGUGGUCUUCUCCCCGCUCGGCCUGUCCGUGGCCAUGGCGGCCUUGAUGCUGGGGGCCACAGGGCAGACGGAGGCCCAGCUGAGGCCCGGGCUCUCCCCGCCGGCCCGGAACCAGAGCAGGCCUGUGCCCCGGCAGGCCCUCUUCAGGCAGCUCAGAGACAGUCUCUCCCGCAACCGGGAGCUGGGCCUCACCCAGAGGAGUUUCACCUUCGUCCAGGAGGAUUUUGAUGUCAAAGAGACCUUCCUCAAUUUAUCCAAGAGCUAUUUUGAUACAGAAUGUGUGUCUAUGAAUUUUCACAAUGCCUCACAGGCCAAAAGGCUCAUGAAUGAGUAUAUUAAAAAAGAAACUCAGGGGAAAAUUCCCAAACUCUUUGAUGAGAUUAAUCCUGGCACCAAAUUAAUUCUUGUGGAUUACAUCUUGCUCAAAGGGAAAUGGCUGACCCCUUUUGACCCUGUCUUCACCGAGGAGGACACAUUCCACCUGGACAGGUACAAGGCGGUGAAGGUGCCCAUGAUGUACAGGGCGGGCAAGUUUGCCUCCACCUUUGAUAAGAAUUUUCACUGCCAUAUCCUCAAACUGCCGUACAGAGGGAACGCCACCAUGCUGGUGGUCCUCAUGGAGAAAAUGGGUGACCACCUCGCCCUUGAGGACUACCUGACCACAGACCUCGUGGACACAUGGCUCAGAAGCAUGACAACCAGAAGGAUGGAAGUUUUCUUCCCGAAGUUCAAGCUGGAGCAGAAGUAUGAGAUGCAUGAACUGCUUAAACAGAUGGGAAUCAGAAAAAUCUUCUCACCCUGGGCUGACCUAAGCAAACUUUCAGAGGCCACAAGAAAUCUGAGAGUCUCCAAGGUUUUACAAAGAGCAGCAAUUGAAGUCAAUGAAAAAGGAACUGAGGCAGUGGUGGGAACCCUGUCAGAAAUUAUUGCUUAUUCCAUGCCUCCCAUCAUCAAAGUAGACCGGCCAUUUCACUUCCUGAUCUAUGAAGAAACCUCUCGAAUGCUUCUGUUUCUGGGCAGGGUGGUGAAUCCAACUCUUUUAUGA